This is a messenger RNA of Paralichthys olivaceus (Japanese flounder), 1264 nucleotides long. Its product is annotated as annexin A1-like. Gene Ontology annotation, biological process: response to peptide hormone; regulation of cell shape; response to interleukin-1. The record is from RefSeq and is a predicted model, not a curated record. Gene Ontology annotation, molecular function: phospholipase A2 inhibitor activity; cadherin binding involved in cell-cell adhesion; calcium ion binding. NCBI's taxonomy places the organism in Eukaryota, Metazoa, Chordata, Actinopteri, Pleuronectiformes, Paralichthyidae. Gene Ontology annotation, cellular component: cytoplasm; plasma membrane.
AACCUGCCUCAAAAUCACCUGCACAGAAUUGGGUGGAGACGCUGCAGAGCGAGUUUUAAACUGAUCCGUGAGGACGAUCUCCAGCUGCAGGCUGAGUAAAGAUGUCCAUCUUCAAGAGGUUCUUCAAAGAUAUCAUCCACGACAGGAACCCUGACAAGGACACCGUCAAAGUGAAGGGUAAACCCAAGCCUAAGUAUUAUGGAACAGUCACUCCGUAUCCGAACUUCAGUGCCAGCAGCGACGCCUCAGUUCUCAACAGUGCCAUUGAGAGUAAAGGAGUGGAUGAGGAUGUGAUCAUUGCCGUCCUGGUGAGGAGGAACAACGAGCAGAGGCAGAAGAUCCAGGCUGUUUAUGAAGCGUCCACUGGGAAUAAGCUGGAUAAAGCUCUGAAGUCGGCUCUCCGCUCAGAUCUGGAGGACGUUUCUCUGGCUCUGCUCAUGACGCCGGCUCAGUUUGACGCCUACCUGAUCAGGAAGGCCACAAAGAGGUUUGGGACAGAUGAGGACGUCCUGGUGGAGGUUCUGGCGACGAGGUCAAACCAAGAGAUUCGAGAGCUCAAGAGUGUUUUUAAAGCAGAGUACGGAGAAGAGCUGGAAGACGUUAUUAAAGACGAGACCAGCGGCGACUUCACCGAGGCUCUUCUGGCCAUGUUGAGAGCAAACAAAGACGAGAGCAAUGAAGUCAACAUGGGGCUGGCCGAAGAGGACGCAGAGACUCUGUUUGAAGCCGGUGAAAACACCAAAGGAAUCAACGUGUCCUCCUUCAUCGAAAUCCUGACCACGAGGAACGGGCCGCAGCUCUCCAAGACGUUCGAGGAGUACGCCUCUGUCAGUGACCUCUCCCUCCCUAAGGCCCUGUUGUUGGAGCUGAAAGGAGACAUCGAAGACUGUCUCAUUGACAUCGUGAAAUGUGCCUGGAACAAACCGGCGUUCUUCGCUGAGAAGCUCCACAAGGCCAUGGAGGGCCACGGCACAUGUGAGGACACUCUGAUCAGGGUGCUGGUCAGUCGCUCCGAGAUCGACCUGAAGAAGAUUGUGGAGGAAUACAGGGCCAUGUACAACAUCAGCCUACAGGAACAUAUACUGAAUGACACUAAGGGACAUUAUCAGAAGGUUCUGCUGGGACUGUGUGGACCUCACUGAACUGAGUCUGCUCUGGAGAUCAAGGCUGUCGUGUCGUCUGGAGGCCAGCGUCUGAAGACGAAUAAAUAUCAUUGACAAAAUUGUCUUUCCGAGUUGAUCGAAAUAAAACAAAAAUAUAACUG